This is a messenger RNA of Paramuricea clavata, 441 nucleotides long. The record is from the annotation of a GenBank genome assembly. NCBI's taxonomy places the organism in Eukaryota, Metazoa, Cnidaria, Anthozoa, Malacalcyonacea, Plexauridae.
UAUCCUGGAGGUCCCUGAGCAAACCUAUGGUUCAAAUUGACACUGGAAUGACACCUUCAACUUGGGCAACAGACGCUAACAAUAACAUCUACGAACUGAAGGGUGACGAUUUCACACUAGUACCUGGAAAAUUGAGUCACGUUACAUCUGGUGCUGCUGGUGUAUGGGGAGUUACAUCUGCUUCUCAUAUUUACUACAGAGAUAUGGUAACUAACACUUGGAAGAGAAUUGUUGGAGGUUUGAAACAAAUAGAUUCAGGGCCCAAGGGAAUUGUCUGUGGUGUUAGCAGUAUUGAUGAAGUAUUCUGUCGCACUGGAAUAACUGAUGCUACCCCUGAGGGCUCAGCUUGGAUUAAACUUGAUGGAUCUCUGAAGUACAUCUCAUGUGGCGAGUUUGGUCAUUGGGGAGUGAACAAACAUAACCAAGUCUUCUUCCGUGAAG